This is a messenger RNA of Pseudogymnoascus verrucosus, 570 nucleotides long. RefSeq lists its product as uncharacterized. NCBI's taxonomy places the organism in Eukaryota, Fungi, Ascomycota, Leotiomycetes, Thelebolales, Thelebolaceae. The record is from RefSeq and is a predicted model, not a curated record. The transcript has 2 exons. The coding region runs from base 1 to 570 and encodes 189 amino acids.
AUGCGUACGCGCACAACAGCCGCACCCCGAGCAGAACCGGCCGAGUCAAUUGACCCAUGGCAAUGCCUCACAGAGAAUCUAACGCAAUAUUUGGACGUGCCGAAACCGACUGGCAGCUUGUUCAAGGAGCUCCAAUCGCACGGCUCGAAGCUGUACGAGCCUUACCUUGCCGCCCCAACCCUCACAGCAUUCUGCCCGUUCCCCGCCCAGUCAAGCUGGUGCGCCUUCACCACUUCUGCGCCGUUAGAUGUGCUCCCCGCAUACUCCUCUUAUGCCAGCCAGGCGUACUCGUGGUGGUCGGCUCACAGCUCCUCAGUCGUCUCCCUCGCCCAGCAGUGCCCAAUCGGGUGGGAAAACGCCAUACUUAUGCAUCCAGGGGGCGACAUGUGGCUGAACGACACCAUUGCCUUUGCUGGGUGCCAUGCCGAAGCGCAUACUACAGUUGGAUCGUCGCCAACGGAGCCGACGGCGGCAACAACUCGCUCGGGGGUGGAUGUGGGUGGCGGUAGCCCAACUCCGACGACGGACGCGUCGAGUAGUGUUCUUAGCCGCGCGGGUCCCAAGAUGUGA